Molecule: messenger RNA, 2731 nt
Organism: Mercenaria mercenaria
Lineage: Eukaryota; Metazoa; Mollusca; Bivalvia; Venerida; Veneridae
Product: hemicentin-1-like
Exons: 10
Coding region: 1-2373 (790 amino acids)
Biological process (GO): cell-cell adhesion
Cellular component (GO): cell-cell junction
Molecular function (GO): cell adhesion molecule binding
Source: RefSeq, a predicted model, not a curated record
AUGAAAUAUGGGAAAUAUCACGAGGACAGGGCAGUCCGGGCAUAUGAACAAAAAAUGAAAGACUCCGGGCAAACAGUAGAAGCUAAAAAAAUCGGAUUACGGAUAUGUGAACAGUUUCCCGCUCUAGGGGCAAGCGUUGAUGGAAAGGUUUAUGAUAAAUCAACAGAGAGCUAUGGUUGUCUUGAAGUCAAUUGCCCAAUGUCCAGAGCUGGUCUCACACUUGAAGAGGCUGUGCAGAAAAAAACAUUUUGUUUACAAACUUGUGAUCAGGAUCCCCCAACAGCACCAACUUUCAGAAUAAAUUCAACCCCAGUCAGUGGCACCGUAAAAGUUGCCAGAAACAACCGAUUGUCUGUCAGUUGUGUCAGUUCAGGUAAUCCGCCACCAUCUUAUACAUGGACAUACCCAAACAUGACUACUACUAAUGGCCAGGAGCUAAGUGUGAGCAAGGUACAGAACAAUGGGAAAUGUACAUGUGAUGUACGGAAUUCAAUGAAUCCAUCGGUUGGUGCAGUUGUACCUGGAAAUAACACUUCAUUUAUAGAUGUUCUCAUUUUAUAUCAUCCUUCCAUUCCAAUAUUUAAUUACUGGAACACAAGUGGACCUAAUAUUUCAAAAAGAGAACUGGAUGUGAUAACAGGCGACACAUUUAGAGUGGCCUGUACAUCGAACGGAGAACCAGCACCAUCUUACUACUGGGACAACGGAGGAGACAACAGGAUACUUACAAUUAACAACAUUACUACAGACCGUAGCAGUAUAUGUAAAGCUAGAAAUACGAUGCAGGAGACAGUUGGACAGAAAUCAACAAGAUCGGCUACAGCUUCAUUACAAAUACAUGUUCAAAAUCCACCCAGUAAUGUAAUUUUAAAAUACCAUUACGGAGAUAGUUCAGUAGUUGGUAUAACUACAACUCUCAACAUUAGAGAAGGGAAUCCGCUCACGGUUACCUGUAGCAGUGUCAGUAAGCCGCCACCUUCAUACACCUGGACCGGUACUGUUUCCUCAGCAACGGCUACAUUGAAAGUUGACAGUGCCGUUAGAUCUCACACCGGAAAAAUUACUUGUAACGUAGAAAACGUCAUGACAAGGACCUUCGCUAAUCCAGACAAGACAAAAGUAGGAAGAGCAAGCAGAAGCUUCAACUUACAAGUUCUAUAUCCUCCAAUAAUAGACGUACUUAAAAACACAAGCAUUGCUGAGGGGUCUCCGGUGACUGUUUCAUGCCCUGUCACUGUUGGUUAUCCACCUCAAACUACCUAUGAAUGGAUAAGAAUCGGUGAAGUUUGGGAGAGAAAACAAACAUUUACAAUAGAUACAACCUCAAGGAAUGAUGCAAUGUUCUACACAUGUAAAGUCUCCAAUAGAAUGAAGAAAACUGGAGAGCAACCUGUUUCUCAACAAGAUACAAAGUUUUUCUAUCUGAAUGUCUGGUAUGAAGCAACAAUUACAUCAUUUUUCAUAAAAGGGCAUCAAGGGCAGACACAUGUGACUGUAGACGAGAAUGAUGGAGGUAUAGAGUUUACUUGUGAAGUUGACAGUAACCCCUCUUCGACCGUCAAAAUUACGUUUAAUGGCGAGAUAUUAAAAGAAAGAUCUAACACCAAACUUAUCUCACUGACUCACAGUAGUGUGGUAUGUCUCGAUGGUGGUGAAUAUACAUGUGAAGGAAGAAAUCAGUAUGGUCAAUUAUCUAGGAAAAGCAUCAACCUUUUUGUCAAUUGUUCUCCCCGUCCACUACAUCAAAUGAGACAGAAUAUUACAAGUGCUCGGUUCGUUCCAGUCACAUUAAGUUUUACAGCUCUAGCUUACCCACAGCCAGGCACAAAAGGAUUUGUUUGGUUCAAAGAACACGGUGAGAAUUGGUCACCGGUACUAAGCAACGCGGACUUGCAUAUUUCUUCAUCCGCAACAGAGUCCAAUUUGACCAUUUCAAAUGUAUCAAAGGCAGACUUUGGGCGCUAUAGACUAACUGUUACAAACGACCUUGGCAGCUACGUACAAUAUUUAUUCCUUGAAGAAGACGUAGUAGGAAAAGGAGGAUUAUCGGAAACCUGCACAAGAAACUGCGAAAUGGAAUCAGGGAACACUCCCGUGAUAAUUGGAAUUUCGCUUGGAGUAGUUGUUGCUGCCCUCGCAAUUUAUGCAGCGUCAAUCACAAUUUUGUAUAAAAGGAAAACCACACGUCAAGAUCAACAAGUAGUUGUUGGAGAGUUUACAGGAAAAACGUAUAUGAACGUCGCAUUUAACACAGAUGUGCCAAUAAAUCAAAACAACGAUGUUGUUGAAGAUGAGGUUGCUAGACAAUAUACAGAUCUAGCUGAUUAUUCCCGCGAUAAUAGGACCACGUAUGAAGUUCUGCAUAACCUUUGAAUAUCACGUUGAACACAUUUUGUUGAUGAAGAUUGCAUGCAAGAACUUAAAAAGUGUAUGUUUAAUUGCUCGACAAAGUUUUUUUCUUUAUAUAGUAUAAAAUUAAAACUAGCUUGAUGUUUUGUAAUACUCUAACGCAACAUUGUAUAUAUGUUUCCGAUACAUUAAUUGUACAUGAUCAUUAGAUUAUUUGAUAAUGUUCUGUACAGUACGGCGAUAUAUUUUGACGAGUACUUAUUCGAAAAAAGUCGGCUUGUCCAUUCUUUAUUGCGGAUUGACAUAAGUCUAAUAAUAUCCCUUGUUGACAAAACAAUGUUAAAGUAUUUUUAUUCUAUAGUAAUUGUUUUUAGAAAAAAAA